AUGGAGGCAUUAGCACAGGUGCUUUCAUGUUCGGUGUGCUUAGAGUUGUUCACUCCCCCCGUGCUGGUCCUAUCCUGUGCUCACAAUUUCUGCAAGAAGUGCCUGGAGAAGAUCCUCAUCAGCCAGAACUGUAGCCAUGUCAAUGGACAGUUCUCCUGCCCAAUGUGCAGAAAAGUAAGUUAGAGAGAGCUUUGUUUUGCCUUCUGCAAUCUGCUUACAGAUUGCCCUCUCCGAUAGUACGAGUGGGUUUCCAACUGCCCACAUUCACGCUACAAGAUAACGGCGAAAUAGUAAAGCAGAAGCCGGCAGUCAGAAGUAUAGCAACUGGGCAGACAUAUAGAGCAGUAGCACUAUCGCAAGAAACAUACAGCCUCUGCAGAUAGCGACAUUCCUCAUGUAGCAGUUCUAGAGCUGCAGUAUAAACUCGGUGCAAGCUCACAGGGAUCUGUAUGACUUUUUCAUUCCUAAUGGGUUGUGUUCAGUGUUCAGUGCAGUGUGCCUGUGUGCAGUGCUCAGACAAGGGGGAUUCCAUGCGCCUCUCCACCUCACUUCAGCCCCCUGCAUGACCUGUGGGAGCAGGAAUUGGAGAAUAUUGGGCAUGAAGAAGCUUUUUGUGGUAACAGCAAGAGCCACUGUAGGGAGCAGGGGACAGGGGACCCCCCUUGGGCAUAUGCUGCAGUGGAUACAACCCAACAUUUACAAAUUGCAUGUACAAAAUAUAUAACCACAGGCAAGAAAGGACCAAAAAUUGAAUCACAUUUAUCUCCCCACUUUGCAUGCCCAACAAGCUUGUUUUAACUAUAGUGGUACCUCUGAUUAAGAACUUAAUUUGUUCCAGAGGUCCGUUCUUAACCUGAAACUGUUCUUAACCUGAGGCACCACUUUAGCUAAUGGGGCCUCCAACUGCUGCCACGCGAUUUCUGUUCUCAUCCUGAGGUAAAGUUCUUAACCCGAGGUACUACUUUCAGGUUAGUGGAGUCUGUAACCCGAACUGUUUGUAACCUGAGGUGUUUGUAACCCGAGGUACCACUGUAAUACAUACGCCAAUGGCCACAUUUUAACAUUACAUUAUAAAAAUCUAUCAUUCAAAUAGUCUAUUUGAAAAUGACCACAUUUCAUGACAAACUGGAAUUGCCCUUAAUUGGCCCAGUUGAGAGUGUGUCAUUACUCCCUACCUUGUUCCCUAUCAUGGCAUAAAAUAUUUUGUGUAGCCGCUCCUGUAAAGAUGGAACUUCACUUGGUUUUCCUGUGUUUUGCAAUUUCUAUUAUUGCUCCCACUAUCAUGUAGAUCAGGAGUUUAUCUCUAUUACCUUUAAAUUGACAUCUCCAAUCAUUUAUAAGGAACAUUUUAGCUCACAAGAAUUGGCAACCCAGAAGGAAACACAUACAGUAGUACUAAAAAGAAACUGAUAUGCAUACCGCAUAGUUGCAGCAUUUAAUUUACCUUCACAUUAUGUUGAUCGAUAGAAAAUCCGGGUACAGAACAAUUACGUCAUUUCCCCACAUUAAACCUUCGAAGCAAAAUGUUACAGGAUGCGUUUGAUGAUUUCAUCUCACUUUCAGAUCAUACCCUUGAGAGGGAGAGGAAUCAUUGGCUUGCCAAGAAAUAUUCUGGUGGAGAGUAUUUUGGAAAAAUAUAAGUAUGAGCUUGAAAAUGUGCAUGCCAAAGAACAAGACCAAUUGUCCCAGAUAUGUGAAGAACAUGGAGAGCGUAUGAAUUUGGUAUAACUCCACCACUCCUUUUUUUCUAUUCCUUAAUGAAACUAACUUAACUGCAGUGCUUUACUUUAUUUUCAGUUGUUAAUUUGGAAUAUGUAUAAACUGCUAAACAUUGCAAAAUACCACACCAGUAUAUAACAAUAGCAACACAUCAGAUGAAAAGAGAAAAGCAAUUCUCUAAAGAGAAAUCUGAGGCUGGCUGAUUAAAAGGCACAUUUACUUCAGGGCAAACUCAAGACAUUCUGCUGCCUGAGGCAAAAGACAUUAUGGCGCCUUACAAUUUUACAGAAGAGAAGCUGACUGUCGGGGCACAGCUGGGCCUGUCAGCAUUGUCCCCCAGCUUCUGCUGCCUGAGACAGUCACCACACUCUAAUAGUGGGGCUCAGCCCUGAUUAACUGCCCUGAUUAAGUGAGGGCUCUCCCCCUGCCCCUUCCAAUAUGAUGGAAAUUUAUAUGAUCCUCUAGAUUGGGUAAGAGUAAGACACUAUGCAAAACGUGUCAGGCUGGGGAAAGUGUUCUCUGCUGAACAUCAUCCAGGCACCAAGGAAUUGCUUCAGUUCUGGUCUAUUGCAUUUAUGCAGCUAACAUAGCCACCGCUUUUUCAAGUUAUGUCUUGAAGUUAUGCAAGCAUUGUGCCAUGUUGCACCUGUUGGGUACUCCUUGUGACACCACAGCUCCUCCUGACUGUGCCCACACACAGUUUGGUGACCUUUUAAAAAGGUGUCCUUGUUCCUUUAGAGGUCAAAUGCCUUUGUCGCACCCAGGUACAAGACCAGAUCCUAAUCAACACAUUUAAUGGAAAAAAAGGGGAAAGCAGCAAGCACCAGCGUUAUCUGCAUCCCCUUCCCUCACAGCAAGUCACCUCAUUUAACAAUUGAUUUGAGGAAAAAAAGAAGAGAGGGUUGUAUUCAGCUAAGCCAUAAUCAGAGUAGACCCAAUGAAAUCAAUGGACCUGGCAAAUUUAAAUCCCUUUAUUUCAACGGGUCUUUUCUCAAUAUGACUUGGUUGGAGACAGCUCUUUAUUUGAACUAUAUGUGCUUCCAUGUUCAAACAUGGAAGGUCAUUUGUGCUUUAAAAAUAAUAAUAGGUAUCUUCCUGCAGCAAGAUUACAGGAUAUAAUUCAGUGAAUACUAGACUGGUGCAAGAGUAAAUGAAAAUAAAAUAUGAGUCUUUUUAAUUUUAACAACAGAAACAAAAGAAAGCUCCAUUAAGUUCAAUAGGACUUAUUCCCAGGUUAGUAUAAGGAUUGCAGCCUAAGAUACAGUUAGCUGACAGCUCUGAGGCAAUGUCUUUUUUAGAUGCUUAAAAAGUGGUGUACAUUUUUUGCUGUGCUGGACAAUGACAUGACAUAUGUUGCCCAUUCUCAUCCAGGUAUGCCUGACUGAUGAUAAGCCGAUAUGCGCCAUCUGCAAACUCUUUGGAGAGCAUGAGUCCCACAAUGUAGCAAAACUGUCUGAAGUUUACUCAGAGAGGAAAAAGAGAUUGAUCAAAGAUUUAGAUUGGGUAAACCAACAAUCUGAACAUGCUGAACAAGCUAAGAAGGUGCAGUAAAAGAAGCUUGAUAUAUAUUUUUUUAAAUCUCACCAUUAACAAAAACAAUUUUUAAUUUUCAUGCUUAGUGGGGUUUUUUCUUUACAUUUCCAACAAGGCAAUAAUUUGAUAGUCUUUCUGGUUUGGCCCUGACUUAUAGGACUUUCAGUGUUAGCUACAGCUAGUAUGCUAUUUGUUCUUUUCCAAAAGGUCACACUUUUAACGUCUCUGAAUGGAUACUCAUCACAGAUACCAGGUUAACAAGUUAAUUUUAGUGUGCUGGGUAAAAUUGCCCUAUUUAUAAGAACAGAUUUUAAUCUGUUCAUAAGAGAGAGGUUACCUUCAAAGACAUCACAUGUAGUAGUCUAUCCAGAGUAUAGGUAAAUGUGGCCAGGAUUUCUCUAAGGCCACAAGUAGGUUAUUGGCCUAGGUUGAUGGAAAGCCAUGGCUGCCACCUGGCCAUUUAGAGCAAUGACCAGAACUAACACCACCCCUGUGAAUUUGAUCCUAAUUGGGGUUGGGUGUGUUGUCAUAUCCACAUAGUGCUCCUUUUGUGUCUGGACUGAGAUUCACUUGUAGCCCUCACCCAGUCCAGUGCUGACCUAUUUUCGGAACUCCCAGUGCCGCAUCCAUGUCCACUGAAAACUGGCCAUUGAAAGAACUUGGCAACACCAUUUAGUGCCCGAGCUUGCUAGUUUUUGUCUCCCCUCUCCAACCUCUCUGUGUCAUGUCUUUUUAGUCUGUAGGCCUGGGGGCAGAGACCGUGCUAUUCUGUUUUUCAAAAUUGAUUAGCAAUCUGGAAACUUUUCCAGCUGAAGAGUGAGGGAAACAUCUUUUGAAUGAAAGAAUGAAUGGAAUUGACUACAACUCUUCAGAUUAGUUAGGAGAGGAGGAACUGGUGAAACUGGAUGUAGAAGAAACUGGGUGUCUUGUUUGUGAAACUACGAACAAUAUGAUUACAUGACCAUAUUGUUCUAGCACUAGGGGCAAUGUACAUUACCACAUUUGUGGUUUACUUUGGGCCAGAAAAGUGAUGUUACCCCCCCCUUCAGAUAUAGUGUCAUAGCGCCUUCAUUAAAAGCCAUUUGGAGUUUUGUUAUGGCAAAAUAUCAACCCAUGAGAAAGGUAAUUGCUUUGCUGCUGCCCCCUUACCUCAGACCACCCCAUGGGAGAGAAGCAAAACAGCAGUAUCUGCAAAGCUAGGAGGCUCGAAGCAAAAACCAAACCAAACUGGCAAGGCAGCAAUGUCACUGCCAGGCAACACCUUGGGGACAUAGAAGUCAACUCAUUGAGUGUUACAAGGGAAGGGGAUAAAUAAAAGCUCUGGGACACUUGGACAGCUGUCAGGAAACACAAGCCAAGUCCCUUUCUGGAUUUUCUUGGGACUGGAUAUGAAUAGGGAUUGGUGGGUGAGGCAUACAUCUCACUGGCCCAGCCCUGCGAGUCCAGGGAUUCUUCCUCGAAGGCAGCAAAACACACUUCUUCUCUUCAUCUUCUCUGACUAUUCUGGUCUUUGAGUUAGAGGACAAUAACAGCGGCAUAAAGUUAAGAUUUCUCAAAUAUUGGCAACUUUUCUUUCUCCUUUUGUGAAGAUGUUAUACAUUUUCUGCCACCGUAUGCCAUUCCCAUAUAUAUGGGCAACCACAUAGGCAGACUGCACAAAGUCACAGUUGACUGUAGGUGGCUAGAGAGUACAAUUUCUCAGCUAACUCGUGAUUGUUUUGUUAAAGAACAGCAUGCUGCCUUUUCUUUUUUAUUUUUUUUAUUCAAAGUUAUAACAAAACAUAUUUUCCAAAAACAUAUCCUUAUUCCCCCCCAUUUUUCCUCCCCCCACAACCCCCCCCCCACGUCACCCCCCAACUUCCCUCAGUUCCAGUCUUUGGUUUCUCCAAUAAUGCUAUUUUCUGCAUGUUACAGAGUUGUAUAGAUCCUCCAACUGUUUAGCUAAUUAUUAUCAGUAAAAAAUUGUGGAUGUUUAUUCAAAACCUGCCAAGGAGUCCAGUUCACUUUGUUGCGUCUUCAAAUACUUUGUGAAAGGUUCCCAUUCAUCCUUAAAGUCACAGUUAUCCUUGUCCCGUAGCUUAUAUGUCAAUUUUGCCAGUUCUGCAUAAUCCAUCAAUUUUUCUUGCCAUGAUUCUUUAGUUGGGAUUUCUUCUGUCUUCCAUCCUUGUGCUACCAGAACUCUCACGGCUGUUGUCGCAUACAUGAAGAUGUUUUUCAACUUUUUUGGCAGGUCUUUCCCUACAAUCCCCAACAAAAAUGCCUCGGGUUUUUAAACAAAUGUUAAAUGGAACAUUUUCUUCAGUUCAUUGUAUAUCAUUUCCCAAAAUUUUUUAAUUACUUUACAAUCCCACCACAUAUGAUAAAAUGUUCCUUCCUUUUCCUUACACUUCCAACAUAUGUUUGAGCUAGUUUUGUACAUUUUCCCUAGCUGCACUGGUGUUGUAUACCAUCUGUACAUAAUCUUCAUGUAGUUCUCCUUCAGUAGUGAACAAUCUGUAAAUUUUAAGUCAGUUUUCCAUAAUUUAACCCAAUCCUCCAUCAUAAUAUUGUGACCUACAUCUUGUGCCCAUUUAAUCAUAACUGAUUUUACCUCUUCAUCUUUCAUCUCCCAUUCUAAUAGUAUGCUAUAUGCGGCCUUCAAUAAUUUCACUUUCCCUUCAAUCACUUCCGUUUGAAACCUAGAUCUAGUAUAACUAAAUCCUUUCUUACAGUCUUCUUUAUAUGUUUCAUGUAAUUGUCGAUAAUGCAACCAACUCUGAAAGUGGUCUUUGAUCUCAUCAUAAUCUCUUAAUUUCCAUUUCCCAUCAUGUUCCUUUAAUAAAUCAGCAUAUGUGAGCCAUUUUCCUUUCUUUCCAAGUGGUUUGAGCAGUAAUGCUUCAUGUGGUGAAAGCCACCACGGAGUCUUUUGUUCCAAUAAGUCUUUAUAUCUCUCCCAUACUCUCAUUAAUGAUUUCCUGGUUAUAUGGUUGUAAAAGCUUCUAUUAAUCUUCCCUUUCCUGUACCAUAAGUAUGCAUGCCAACCAAAUCUGUUGUCAUGUCCUUCUAGUUCUAGUGCCUCUUGCUUGUCCAAUCUCAUCCAGUCCCUGAUCCAUACCAAACAAGCAGAUUCGUAAUACAAUUUAAGGUCUGGGAGGGCAAACCCGCCUCUAUCUUUUACAUCUGUAAGUAUUUUAUGUUUUAUCCUUGGCCUUUUGCCCCCCCAGAUAAAUCUUAAAAUCUCUUUCUGCCAUUGUUUAAAGCAUUCAUCUUUCAGGAUGACUGGUAUUGAUUGAAAAAGAAAUAGCAUUUUAGGCAACACAUUCAUUUUAAUCGCUGAUAUUUUUCCUAACAUUGAGAGAUUCAUUCUGCUCCAUAUUUCUAAAUUUCUUUUUACCUCAAGCCAAUUUUUUUCAUAGUUAUUUUUAAAUAGGUUUAUAUUUCUUGAUGUUAACCAAAUCCCUAAAUAUUUAACCUUUUUGUGGACUUCAGUAGCAGAAUUUGAGUGCACAGUCUUUUAGAGACUCAUAGAUGCCUCCAGAAAAGAUUAUGCUAUUAUAUCCUCGAUAGAAGCCAUAGGGUUUUCUUUGCAAUGUAUCUGGGGAUUACCAUUUACCAAUAAUUGCUUUGAAUAAUGAAGCUGAAGUAGUUUUUAAAAUGUUUAAAUUGUACUUUCUGGGCAUUACUAAGAAAUUCUAUAUCAUACUUCAACAGGAAAUUGAAAUGCUGAUCAAUGAACUUACGGAUACUGCUGCUGAAGUCAAGGUUGUUAUCGAUGCCACUGGAGCAGGCUUACUGAAAGGGAUCCGGCGGAGAAUGACUGAACUCAAAGCAAUAUUAGGCAAAGAGUAUUCUGUGAAAGUAGAAAACCUUCAGCAGCUGGCAAAUGAGCUUGAAGUCCCAAGAAACCUUUAUCGAGAAAUGAAAACUCUCUUGGAACAGCAUUCCAAUUCAGUGCAUUUUCUCCAAGAGGAUAAAAUACUCAGAAGCAAGAUAGAGAAACUUGCAAAAGGAAAUUCCUUAUACCCAAACAAAAAAGAUUAUCAUAUUUCCGUUGGGCAAUAUUUUAAAGAUUUGAUCAAAGCCACCCAUAUCAACAACUAUGUCUCCUCUAAUUCCGAUGAAACACCUACAAGGUCAGAUGAGCUCCCUGAUGUGUUCAGGCCAGAAUGUCCCACAUUUUCUUUUUCUGAUGAAAUGUCUAAUGAGUCCUUCUACGAAAAAUUAAUGGAUUUUUUCCAAAAAGCAAACGAAACAAAGCAAGAUCUUAAUCAAAAUGCCUCCCAUAGGGAUAACAAUAGUACACCAAAUAGGAAUGACAUCUAA
Molecule: messenger RNA, 7554 nt
Organism: Podarcis lilfordi (Lilford's wall lizard)
Lineage: Eukaryota; Metazoa; Chordata; Lepidosauria; Squamata; Lacertidae
Source: the annotation of a GenBank genome assembly